UCUUCACCAGCUAGGUAUAAGGCCUCCGUAUACACUAGUUUCUCCGUACUCUAUUUGUGAGAUUUUACUUGUUGCACUAAUGAAGAAAGUAAACGUUCACGUAGUGUGAACGAAGCUAAUUGAAUAUUUUGUUUUUAUAUAAACAGUCCAAAAUAGGCACCUCUCGCUGAGCCUAACUCAUCGUUUCAAUCCAUCUCCCCUUUUAGUUAGUAUCAAUCUUCUUGUACUGCACAAACAAUGGAAUACAAAUCACUGAAAAUCACACAAAAAUCCCCAAAUUCUCAGGUCUAUUACUUGUAUCUAAACCGACCCGGCCAGCUCAACGCUCUGUCACGUGACUUCUUCACUGAAUUCCCCAAAGCCAUCUCCUCACUCGAUCACAACCCCGAUGUCGCCGUCAUCAUCCUCGCCGGCUCCGGCAAGCACUUCUGUUCCGGCAUCGACCUUCAAACGCUAUCUGACGGUUUAAAAGAAACCCACGCCUCUGAUCACGGCCGCAACGUCGUGAAGCUCCGGCGACAUAUCAAGUUCCUGCAAGAGGCUGUUAGUGCCUUAGAGAGUUGCAGUAAGCCGGUAAUCACUGCCGUCCACGGCGCAUGUAUUGGUGGUGCUAUUGACAUAAUUACGGCGUGUGAUAUUAGGUAUUGUUGUUCUGAUACAUUUUUCUCGGUGAAAGAGGUGGAUUUAGCAAUUACGGCUGAUCUCGGGACACUUCAGAGGCUUCCGAGUAUUGUUGGGUUUGGGAAUGCAAUGGAGUUGGCUUUAACUGGUCGCAGGUUUACGGCUUCCGAAGCUAAAGAUUUGGGCUUGGUCUCUAAGGUUUUUACUUCUAAAGAAGCUUUGAUGGAAGGUGUCAACGUUGUUGCUGAGGAAAUAGCUGCAAAGUCUCCACUCGCUGUUAUUGGAACAAAAGCCGUGUUGCUGAAAAGUAGGGAUUUGACAGUGGAACAAGGCCUAGAUUAUGUUGCCACAUGGAAUUCUGGUGUCCUUUUAUCAGAUGACUUGAAAGAAGCAAUUUCAGCACAUAAUGAGAAAAGAAAACCUAGAUUUGCCAAACUCUAGUUUUUGUAAAUGAUGACAUUGAUGGAGUUUGAAAGGGUUAAUAGAGCUGCAUGUGACUGAAUAAGACUGUCUGUUAGUCGAGGGACGAGAUUGAUAAGACACACAAUGAUGUAUAAGUGGUUGUCUGCUUUAUGAAGCUUUAGCUUUUGUUAGAGCUUCUAGUAUGGUUGUGGUCGACUUGAACAUUUCUGUCUUGUUAUUGUAACAUUUCUGUCUUGUUAUUGUACUUCUUGUAAGCCCACAAAAUCAUAUCAUAUCAUAUGGAAAAAUCACCUAGAACUUUUUUUUUUCAA
This is a messenger RNA of Nicotiana attenuata, 1355 nucleotides long. RefSeq names its product delta(3,5)-Delta(2,4)-dienoyl-CoA isomerase, peroxisomal. Gene Ontology annotation, molecular function: delta(3,5)-delta(2,4)-dienoyl-CoA isomerase activity. The record is from RefSeq and is a predicted model, not a curated record. Gene Ontology annotation, cellular component: peroxisome. The coding region runs from base 238 to 1062 and encodes 274 amino acids. NCBI's taxonomy places the organism in Eukaryota, Viridiplantae, Streptophyta, Magnoliopsida, Solanales, Solanaceae. The transcript has 2 exons.